Physella acuta is the source of this 4401-nucleotide messenger RNA. Its product is annotated as lim and transglutaminase domain protein ltd-1. The record is from RefSeq and is a predicted model, not a curated record. NCBI's taxonomy places the organism in Eukaryota, Metazoa, Mollusca, Gastropoda, Physidae.
UUAGGCGGGAAUUUGGCAUUAGUUAGAGACUUAUAAAACCCUGUUUAUCAAAUUACAUGAGAAUUUAAUCCUUUAAGGGACGAUAUAACGUUUAAGGUCUCUAUUUGAAAAUAAAAUGCCACGCCUAAGGAGGCUAAGAAGAGAGAACAGUUGUUUGAUGCUCAGAAGCGACUGGAGGAACAGCUUAGGAAGGAAGAAGAUGAAAUGUUUAGAGAAUUCCAACAAGAGAGAGAGAAAGAAGGGAAAGCAAUUAAUAAAGAGUUUGAUUCAGAAUGGGAAUCUAAACUGAAGGAGCUAACAGACCGCUAUGAAAAAGAUUUGGAUAAAAAGAAAAAGAAACUGAAAGAUUCUGACAAAAAACUGAUGACAAUACAGUUUGAGAAUGAAAAGAAAUCUUUGGCAGAAACUUUAAGAAUGAAGAAGGAGAACAAAAGAAAUACAAUGACUGUCCGCCUACGACAGAAAGAACAACAGCAGACAUCAGAGCUGGUUAAAAAACAGAGCCAAAUGAUGCUUGAAAUGUUGGCCAAAGAACAGCGAGAGUUAAAAGCUGAACUGGCAAAAGAAAAAGCGAAGGUAUCUACCAUAGAAGAAAAUGGAAAAUCCCCACAUGAAAAUGGAGAUGAAAACAUAGAUGAAGUAUUGGAUAUACUUCCAUUGCCUGCUGUUGUGGCACCUCCAUCUCCAGAAGCUCCAUCAUGUCGCAAAGAAGAUCUCUUCACUGAUGAAUCUGUAUUUGAAUCUAUUGAUGAACAAGUUAUCAAGGUUGCAGAAAGUGAGCAGCUAACAUAUACAGAUCUGGUCAGACAAUUAACAGAAGACCUGGUGUCAGACUUGGAAAAAGCAAGAGCCAUAUAUCGCUGGAUCUGUGUCAAAGACCUCAAUGUGAUGGAGUUUGCAGAUAGCCUAAAUGUAGACACACCCAUGGGACUACUCCGAGGCAUCAAAUUAGGAACUGAAACGUACCAUGUGUUGUUUAUGAGAUUGUGCAGCUAUGCUGGUCUUCAUUGUGUUGAGGUUAAGGGCCAUUCAAAAAGUGUUGGGUAUGAACCAGGCAUGAAGAUAACUCCAAACUCUUUUCAAAAUACUUGGAACGCUGUUCUGAUUGGUGGGGAAUGGAGGCUAAUCCAGUGCAACUGGGGUGCAAGACAUCUUGUGCUGAGUAAAGAUAAAGAGGACACAAAAAAGCCUAAAGACCACAUUAGAUACCAGUAUGAUGAACAUUACUUCAUGACUGAUCCAGAUGAAUUCAUACAAGAAUUUUGGCCUAAUGAUCCAAAGUGGCAAUUGCUAGAGUCUCCUAUUACACUUGAGGAGUUUGAAGCUCUUCCUUUUGUAAGGUCCAUAUUUUUUCAAUACAAAAUGCGAUUUGAAGGACAUAAGUUAUCGGUUAUAAACACAGAUGACAAAGGUGGUGCCAAGAUCACCAUCAAGGUUCCUGAAGAGCAUGAAAAUGAUCUUGUGUUCUUCUACCAGCUGCGCUUUGCUGAUAAAGAUAAGCUGAAGGAAACAACUUUCAGAGGGUCGCCUUUGGAACGCUUUGUGUUCCAGACCAUGGUGGACAAUACUGUUACAUUUAGUGUUCAUGUGCCUUGCCCAGGACAGUACUUCAUUGAAAUAUUUACCAAUAAAAUUGACGACAGCGGUAGGGUGGAGGAGAACAACGCUAACGUGGCCCCGUUUAAACUCAAAUGUGCGUGCAAGUUUAAGAUCGUGUGCGACACACUGUCUGGCAAAAUGCAUCCACUCCCCAACUGUGCUGCCGGGGAAUGGGGACCCAAGAAGGCGCAAAGACAUUUUGGGAUCACUCCGAUGAUUGCACCAUCUUCAGAGUUUGAGAUGGAAAAGGUUGGUAUUUUAACGGUUGAAGAUAAUUUUGAGCUGAAGUUUAGAAUUCCUCAUCCCUACCAGUUUGUUGCCAAGCUACGGAUGAACCAGGUGGAGAGCAAAACUCUGGAUCCCUACGUGAAUUUGAACACCGAAGGGUCAGUCCUCAGUGUGUACGUCUCCUUACCACAACCUGGACAAUACGGCCUUGACCUUUUUGCAAGACCGAAAAAUGCAGCAGAUUCGCAUACACUGUCUCACGCGUGCAAGUACUUAAUUAACUGCACCAAAGUGGCAUCGCUUGUUCAGAUACCAAAAAUUGUUCCCCCUCUGACAACCAAACAAAGCAAAUUCGGAGCCACUUCAACUUUUGAAAAACUGGGCCUGAAAUUAAUUUCCCCCAAGGAUUCAAAGAUUCGCCUGACUAAACCCAGUGGCACGGUAAUGGAAAUCAAAGUCCCUCAAAAAACUGUUAUCUCUUAUCAGUUCCUGCGUGAGCCAGAUGAGGACAACAGAGACAACAUCACACAAACUCAAGAAGGCGGUAGCACGAAAUUUUCUGUCAAUUUACCCAAAAAGGGCAACUACAUGCUGUGUUUGUACGCAAGAAAAGAAGACAGCGAGGACAAGUCCUCCCCCAACGUCUACAACCUGUUAAUACAAUACUCUCCUGAUCCUGAAGAAUCAAAAGGCAUUGAGAAAAGUUCUGAAAGAAAAUCGUUUUUUUCUAAAUCAAUUUUUAAGAAAACUGAUAGCAGAGAUAAAAUGGUGGUUGAAAAGUUCUCUGACAAAUCUUCGGAUAAGUCGUCCGACAAGUCAACAUAAAAUGUUUAUGUUUCGGCUAUCCAUAGCCCUGUGAUCAACAGAACUGUAACAUAUAAAUUACUGCUGAGGUACUUAAUAGAAGGUUGCUGGUUGAAUCAUAUCCUUCUAGAGUUUAUAUUUAAAAUUAAACAUCCAGUACUACAUAAAGACUACUUACCAAAAUAGGAAAAUAAAUAUUUACUCUUUGGUAUUUGAAGUUAAAUAAAAUACUGCAUGAAUUUGGAAGGAUAUAAAACUAGAUUAGAGUUAGAGCCUAUAGUUAUUUUUGUCUUAUUUAACAUUACAUUAUGCUAGUUAACAAUGGGUUAAUCUGAAUUUUGUUUAAAAACAUUUGUGGUAUAUUAUUUUUGAGUUGUUUGUUGGUUUAUUACACAUAAACUACCUCAUUGGCCAUAAUGAAAUUGUCCAAUUAGUUUCUUCAUUAGAAUCAGCUUAUAAUAUUAAUAAACUUAGAUGUGCACAAAAAUAUAAUCUAGUUUGGGUUCUUGGUUUGAUUAUAAAAACUGGAGGAUUAUUGGCUGUAGUUCAAAUGAAAACAAUUAUACUAUAUGUAUUUAUUUACUUGUCUAGUGAAUAUUCAAAGUUUAAAGCAAAAUAACAGUAAAGAGCAUACUAUUGUAUCACUACAAAGAUAUCUAAGUAUAAGAACAUUAUAAACUAAGCACAUUAGUGGUCACUAAAACUUGAGCUAAAUAUUUCACUUUACUUUUAUUCUUGCUUGCCUGAUUUAGAACAGUGCUGUCAGGUAGAUACACUAAGCAUAUCUCAAGGCCAAUGUUGAUUAUCACUUACUUGUACAUGUAAUUAAUGUAAUUUUUGUUUCACAAAAAAGUUGCUACAUUAUUUUUAAAUAAAUUUAUUUUGUCAGAUAUGUAGCUGUAAUCUACUGAAUUACAGAUAUGCAGCCCCAAAACUUAUAAUGUAUUGGUUUAAAUCUGGUUAUUAUAACAACUAAUGGGAGCUGAAACAAAAAUUAUGACCACAUGUCUCCUGAAACAAGUUUUAUACCAGUUUCAUAAUUUAUAGCCUUCAAUUUUUAGAUCAGAAUCUAAAGGCUUUGUUCAAAAAAAAAUUUUUUAAUAGUUCUGUUAUGGUGUAGGCAGUUUUAUAUUCUAUUAAAGGUAAGUGACUUGGUCUCAAUUUUUAUGAAAUUCUAGUCAGAAAAAAAAUCAGUACAAAAAACAAAUUUUGGAAAUAUCAACUAAGAGAUUUUGUCAGUAAAAUUGUCUUGAUGAACUGUUUACCUUGGUUCAAUAUUGAUCUAGGUUAUACAUUUAACAUCGUGAUGCCCAUUCUUUGAAUAAUUUACUUGAUAAAAUAGAUUUUUUUAUAUAUUUUCUUUUAAUUAACUUUGAACCAGGUAGUUAUGUGAAUCAUUAUUUUUUAAAUAAUCAACAGAUUGAUGGUUAGCUGUGUACAUAGAGCUUGAUAAUAAGUAGCUUUUCUUAACGUCAAUUUAAUUCUAGAGCUAUACAAAAAUGCACAAUGAACAGUUUUGAUUUUUUUUUUCAAAAGCUUUUUUAUAUUAAAACGGCUUGCAUUUUAAAUUCUGACAUUUGUUUUGUUUUUUUUGUAGACAAUUUUAAAGUAGUUCAAAUUCUUAGAUAAAUCAGAUUUUAAGGAAUAUUUCUUGUAGUUAAAACUGCAAUUAAAAUUCAUUUAUGUACGUUUAUGUUUUCUAUUUAUAAAUAAUUGGGUUGUUGUUUUUGUAUAUAUACAAGCACUGACUAAUAAAUUAUGCCAAUUGAA